Messenger RNA from Anisakis simplex (herring worm), 270 nucleotides. Lineage: Eukaryota; Metazoa; Nematoda; Chromadorea; Rhabditida; Anisakidae. The record is from the annotation of a GenBank genome assembly.
AUGCGUUGUCCAAAGAUGGAGCAAUGCUCGCUGAAUUGUAUGAACAAAGGUCUUGAAUCGGCGUUGCCUUGCGUUAUCAAACACUGCAAUGUGCACUGUUUCGACGGGGAUUGUCCGCAGUGCGCUAGUAUGGCGAAACGGAUUUUCCUGCAUAUUUGUCGUGAAAAUGAUGUGCCACAUUUACCGAUGGUCAUGUUUAACGGCACCUGUUUGGGGCUGUUCGAUAAAGUCGUACGAAAAUAUAUCGAUGCCAACAAGAAUAACGAUUGA